GUCGGCCGCGUUUUCCUCUGGUUCUGAGUCUCCCCAGCCUCUCACACGCGCUGUAUUGCCAAAAUGUCGCUUUCCAGCAAGCUGACUCUGGACAAGCUGGAUGUGAAGGGGAAGCGGGUCAUUAUGAGAGUGGACUUCAAUGUUCCCAUGAAGAACAACCAGAUAACAAACAACCAGAGGAUCAAAGCUGCAGUCCCAAGCAUCAAAUUCUGCUUGGACAGUGGAGCCAAGUCAGUUGUACUUAUGAGCCAUCUGGGCCGACCUGACGGUGUCCCCAUGCCUGACAAAUAUUCCUUAGAGCCAGUUGCCGUAGAACUCAAAUCUCUGCUGAGCAAGGAUGUUCUGUUCUUGAAGGACUGUGUAGGUCCAGAGGUGGAGAAAGCCUGUGCCAACCCAGCUGCUGGGUCUGUCAUCCUGCUAGAGAACCUCCGCUUUCAUGUGGAGGAAGAAGGGAAGGGAAAAGAUGCUUCUGGGAACAAGGUUAAAGCUGAGCCAGCUAAAAUAGAAGCUUUUCGAGCUUCACUUUCCAAGCUAGGGGAUGUCUAUGUCAAUGAUGCUUUUGGCACUGCUCAUCGAGCCCACAGCUCCAUGGUGGGAGUUAAUCUGCCAGAGAAGGCUGGUGGUUUUUUGAUGAAGAAGGAGCUGAACUACUUUGCCAAGGCCUUGGAGAGCCCAGAGCGACCCUUCCUGGCCAUCUUGGGCGGAGCUAAAGUUGCAGACAAGAUCCAGUUGAUCAAUAAUAUGCUGGACAAAGUCAAUGAAAUGAUUAUUGGUGGUGGAAUGGCUUUUACCUUUCUUAAAGUGCUCAACAACAUGGAG
This is a messenger RNA of Otolemur garnettii (small-eared galago), 819 nucleotides long. Its product is annotated as phosphoglycerate kinase 1. The transcript has 2 exons. Gene Ontology annotation, biological process: glycolytic process; gluconeogenesis. Gene Ontology annotation, molecular function: phosphoglycerate kinase activity; ADP binding; ATP binding. The record is from RefSeq and is a predicted model, not a curated record. Gene Ontology annotation, cellular component: cytosol. The annotation marks the transcript as partial. NCBI's taxonomy places the organism in Eukaryota, Metazoa, Chordata, Mammalia, Primates, Galagidae.